This is a messenger RNA of Lactuca saligna, 1389 nucleotides long. The record is from the annotation of a GenBank genome assembly. NCBI's taxonomy places the organism in Eukaryota, Viridiplantae, Streptophyta, Magnoliopsida, Asterales, Asteraceae.
AUGGCAACUAGGAAAAAUCUGACCACAACUAAUCACCUCCGUCAUUUGGAGUCAAUGGCGACUCACCCGUCGGGUGCCGGCAAGAUACGAAAGCUAAAUGUCGUGAUACUCGGUGAGUCUCUUGCAUCCGAGGAGGACGAUCUCGUAUUUCCCGGUCACGAUUUCUCCCAACAGGCAUACGUACCCUCUCCUCAAAAGUACUUGGAGUUGGAGAUAUACAACAGAUCAAUUGAAGAUCCUGGUGGCUUUUGGUAUGAUAUGGCGCAUCAGAAUUCUAUUGGAAAGAGAAAUGGGGUCAAUAGGUUUACUCAGAGAAUCUUGAUGUUACAAAUGGGAACAUCAAAAUUGAGAUGUUUAGGGCUAAUUGCAAACAUGGCCCUUCUCAGGCAGAUGUUUGGGGAAUUGAAGAAAACCCUAGUUAUGGCCCUUCUCAGGAAGAUGUUUGGGGCUAGUACCGAGAAGGUGAAAGUGGAGAAAAAAACCUGGAAAGUUGAUAACUGUUGGUUUGGAACUGACGACUCUUUCAAGCACCCACCAGUGGAGCUGAACCUAAGUGAUGCUGGGUUCCAGGAUCGGUACAUUGUUCAAGAAAUCAUUACAGAAAUGGCAAAGAACGGACCAAUUAACGUUAAAGGAAAGAAGGGUUUCAAAGAGAAACUUAAACAAGCUAGUGAAACAGAUCAUCGUGCUGAAGUUAGUACUAGCAAAAAGAUUAUAGAUGCUAAACUUGCAAAAGAUUUUCAAGCAGUUCUAAAAGAAUUUCAUAAAGCUCGAUGCCUUUCAGCUGAAAGAGAGACAAUUUACACUCCUUUUGUUCCUCAAACUGUUCUUCCUUCAAGACAGGAGGUUUUGUUAUUGGACAAUGAGAUUGCGUUUAAUGAGGCGAUUAUUGAGGAAAGAGAAAUACAGAAUCAAAUUGGGGAAGUAAAUGAGAUUUUUAAAGAUCUUGUUGUUUUGGUUCAUGAACAAGGAGCCAUGAUUGAUGAUAUCGGGUCAAACAUUGAGAAUUCUCAUGCUGCAACUGCACAAGCAAGAAUCCAGCUUUCAGAAAGUAUAUUUAUUGGUAGUAAUGGACCAAUUUGCGAUGGAUAUUCCGUUGCUAAAGUCGUCGCAAGGAAAAACAAGUCUGUCGCUAAAUCUCUAGCUAAGUCAUUAGCCACGUUAUAUUUGGCUAUGCAUGAAUGGUGUGGAAUUCCAAUUAGACAGAUUUCAUCAAUUUCUGAUUUUUUAAAAUUUGCGGCUGCUUGGGUCUCUGCACUUGGAAAAAGAUCGAUUCUCAAGGUGAUUUCCUUUUCUCCACUUUGGUACACUUGGUUAGCAAGAAAUGAUAAAGUAUUCAAGAAACGAGGGCUGACAAUUCGUAAUACUACCCGGGCUGACAAUUCGUAA